Molecule: messenger RNA, 3154 nt
Organism: Camellia sinensis
Lineage: Eukaryota; Viridiplantae; Streptophyta; Magnoliopsida; Ericales; Theaceae
Product: disease resistance RPP13-like protein 4
Biological process (GO): defense response to other organism
Molecular function (GO): ADP binding
Source: RefSeq, a predicted model, not a curated record
UGUGCACUCACACGAUAGAAGAAGAGAGACUUCUUUGUCUACCAGACCCCCCAAAAAAAAAAAAAAAAAAAAAAAAGGCAGAAAGAAGAGAGACUGAGGGACUUGGUUCUGAUUCUAACUCCUAAAGUUAUGGAUACAUGUACACCAUCGGCUAGAGUUAAGCCUCUCCAAACCUGAUCAGUUUCUUAUAACUUUUUCUCCUACAAAGUUGAUCUUCAAUCUGGGGCAAAAUGAAGAUACCAGAUCCAGUGGUCAAUGUCCUUGUGCAAGAUUUGAUACAUCAACUCUACACCGAAAGUAAUUAUAUUCUUGAAUUCCAGACUCACUUUGCGGAGAUGAAGACUCAACUUAACCAUAUGCAAUCGUUCAUUAGCGAUGCAGACAGCAUUAAGGAGAAGCAUAAAACUGUCAAGACUACUUUGAUUGAUCUGAGAGAACUCACUUAUGAGGCUGAUGAUUUGCUGAUUGAUUGCCUAAUCCGAGCUGACUAUCAUACGAGGAGAGUGAGUUCCUCUUGCUAUCAUCGUUUCUCUCUUCGUCAAAUUUACUUCCAUUAUCAGACCGGAAAAAAGUUGUCAGGCAUUAAUAACAGAAUCGCCAAGAUGCGCACCAACUUGAGUGACUAUGUCACUCCAAUUCUGGGGCGAAGCAGCGAUGAAGAUGCUGGCAACAGAACUAUAAGGUGGACUUCACAGGUUUACGAUCAGUCCGGGAUUGUGGGAUUGACAGAAGAUACUAGCAGAAUCAAUGGAUGGAUUUUGGCCAGCAAUGAGGUUUUGCAUCGGGUUGGGAUUGUGGGAAUGGGGGGAUUGGGCAAAACCACCAUCGUGCAAAAAAUCUUCAACGACACGCAUGUCAUUGCUCGCUUUGAAAAGAGAAUUUGGGUGUCAAUUUCUCAAACAUUUAGUGAGCUUGAAAUCAUGAAAAGCAUAUUGAGACAGGUAAGAGAAGAUGAUAGUGGAUCUGAUACAGGUCAAAUGUUGCACAGAAUUCACCAAUUGCUCUCUCACAAAUCGUACUUGAUUGUCAUGGAUGAUGUGUGGAGCACGGCCAAUGGUUGGUGGGAUCGGAUCUCUAAUGGGCUAGCAAAGACACCGGGCCAUAGCAGUUGCAUCAUAAUCACAUCGAGGAACGAGGAAGUUGUGAAGAAUAUGGGAGUUGUGGAUGCACGAAUUCACCGGCCAAGGCUUCUAGACGAGGAAGAGAGUUGGUCUUUGUUCUGCAAAGUGGCUUUCAUGGCAACAAAAGGGAUAUGUAAGAAUCUUCAAAUAGAAGGAAUGGGGAAGGAAAUUGUGAAAAAAUGCCGAGGUCUUCCACUCGCUAUCAAGACAACAGGAGGGUUAUUGUACUCGAAAACAUCUUUCAGCGAGUGGAAACGCAUAUGCGAUAAUUUCCACGAAAAAUUAGCGACAGAAGGGAAUAGCUCUGUAAUGGCUUCUUUGCAGCUGAGCUAUGAUGAACUCCCUGCUCAUCUCAAGCAUUGCAUACUAUGUUUCUCAAUUUAUCCCGAAGACCAUGAAAUAAAUGUUGAGCAGUUGGUUCGGUGGUGGAUAGGGGAAGGUUUCGUGCACGAGAGGAGAUCAGAAACCGCGACAGAAACAGCUUAUAGGUUUCUGUCGGAACUAAUCGGUAGAUGCCUCGUUGAUGUCAUGCGAAGGAGGAAUUAUGAUGGGAGAGUUUAUAGCUGCAAAAUGCACGACAUGGUUAGGGACUUGACGAUUAGGAUUGCAAGGGAAGAGGCAUUCACCAGCUUUGAUGAUGGUGGCAGGCAGAUACCCACAAUGGAUUCUCGGCGUUUGGGCGUUACCAAUGAAAUGAAAUUCCAUUCCCUGGAAAAUAAUUCGAAGAUAAGAGCUCUGUUACUCAUGGAUAGUCGAUCAAUUAGACUUAAAAGGAAUGCUGGUUUGGCCAAAGUAAUGUCUCUCAGGGUCUUAGACCUCUCACAUGUUAAGUUGGAAAACAUUUGUGUAUAUGAUUUCUGGGGUUGGAUUAGUUCCUUGAAACGCCUCGCUUGUUUGAACCUAUGUGACGUUGCAAGCCUAAUCGAAGUGCCAGACUCAAUUGGAAAGCUUUGGAGCCUCCAGAUUUUGAUCCUAGCAGAAUGUAGUAACUUGCAGAAAUUGCCAGCAUCGAUCACAACGCUACACAAGCUCAUUGUUUUGGAUCUGGGGAAUUGUCCGGCUCUCAAGUACUUACCGCAGGGGAUUUCGAGCCUCUCUAAUCUUCAAGAGCUCUAUGGAUUCAAACCGGCAAGUCUUGCACACACCGAAAGCUGUCAUUUUGGCGAACUUAAGAAUUUCAUUGACCUUCGAGUGUUACAUUUAGACAUAAACCAAGAAAGCAUAAUUGAGGACGAGGAGCUCGGAGCACUGGCAGAUCUGCAAAAACUGAGGGUGUUAUUGAUCAAUACCGAAAAUUGCGAGGACAUGAAUAUUCUAAAUAAGCUCAACAAGCUCACCCCUCCUCCGCAUCUUGAAGAGCUGUACCUUGGGCAUUAUCAUGGAGAAGCUACACCAGAUUGGAUAAACCCUAACUCACUUCCUGAAUUACAAUAUCUUUGCCUUGAGUAUGCGAGGCUUGUUGAUAUGAGUCCGCUGUUUUGGAGCAGUGAUGGUGGGAAUUCAUGGAAAGUUGAAGGGCUGUGUUUGAAGUUCUUGCCUAGAUUGCAGGUGGAGUGGAGUAGGGUGCAAAGUGUGAUGCCUUCACUGAGGUACUUGGAAGUUAGCCACUGUUAUAUGUUGCAGUCAUUCCCCUGUGAUGUUGUGAAUCUUGGAUCAUGGAUGAAAAGAGACGAAGAAAGCGAGGAUGGCAACUUGAUAGUUGAUACCAUCAAUGCCCAGCGGAGUGUUAUGAAUAAUUAAUGUGCGACUCAGAUUUGUUCGCAACUCGCAUUGAUUUUUCGAGAUACAAUAUAUGUUACUGUAUUUGUUUGUGUAGUUACAGGAUGAUGUUUUUAGGUUUGAUCUCUAUGAAUUGGUAUUGUAUUGUAUUGUUCUAUUAUAUAUAUUGGUCUGAAAUUUGGUAGUUUGUUUGUAAUGGGUUUGCUGACUUAUUUGGGCUUUGCGAGAUAUGAAGCAUAUUAUAUUGGAUUGUAAAAAUGUAACCCAUAUUGGUAAAGUCGAAUACAAUCAUGUACCGUGCUUGGUGGAGACCA